Sceloporus undulatus (fence lizard) is the source of this 5567-nucleotide messenger RNA. RefSeq names its product elastin microfibril interfacer 3 (gene EMILIN3). The coding region runs from base 147 to 2618 and encodes 823 amino acids. The record is from RefSeq and is a predicted model, not a curated record. Gene Ontology annotation, cellular component: extracellular matrix. Gene Ontology annotation, molecular function: protein binding. The transcript is spliced from 4 exons. NCBI's taxonomy places the organism in Eukaryota, Metazoa, Chordata, Lepidosauria, Squamata, Phrynosomatidae.
UCGGCAGCUCCUCCUGGCUCCCUCCCUCCCUGCCUGGCUGGCUGGCUGGCUGCCUGGGGCCCUGGGCCUCCGCUGAAGAAGGAAGGCAUCGCCUCCUGCCGGCUGCUCUCUCUCUCGCUCUCCGGCUCCGGUCCCGGGGCCCCACCAUGAGCCUGGCCGGCUCCCUGCGCGCCUGCUGGGCUCCGCUGCUCUGCCUGGCCGGGGCCCUCCUGGCUCGCCUGGCCGAGGCCAAGGGCAGCUUCUACCGGGCCCCGCCGGGGCCCCCCCUGGCCUACGGCAGCCGCUACAGCCUCUACACCUCCGGAUCCAGCCCCCAGGUCCCCGGCGGGAAGCCCCUGGGCAAACACAAGAGCUACUGUGCAUAUGUGGUACAAAGGAAUGUGACGUGUACCAUUCAGGACGGAGUAGAGAGCUAUGUGAAAGCUGAAUAUCACAAGUGCAGCUGGGGACCCAAGUGUCCUGGCAAAGUCCUGUAUCGUACAUUCUUCAGACCCAGGUAUAAGAUUGGCUACAAGACUGUGACUGAGAUAGCAUGGAGGUGCUGUCCAGGACUCAUGGGAGAAGGAUGUCAUGACAGUCCCACUGAUCAGCCAGGGCUACUGCCACAGCAUCCCAGUCCCAAAUUACCUCCCACUCAGAAGAUGUUCCCAGCUGCUCGAGUCCCUCCUCAUCAUCCCAGUAUCCAUGCAGACCCAUUUCCAGGACCAAAGAAGAACCACUAUGGUCGAAAAAUACCUAGUUUGUUUGGUGACAGACUGGACCGACUAGAGGAGGAAGUCAGGCGUCUCUCACAAUCCUAUGACAGCUUGCAUAACAUGGUGAGUGGCCUGGGGGACCAUUUGCGGCUUGCCAUCCAGGAGGACACCAGUAAGAUGAUUGGAUCCCUGAUGAACAGCCCUAGUGUACCUGAUUCAACCAUGGGAUUUGGAGUUAUUCCUGAUGGGAUUGUGGAUGCAGCAGACAAAGCUGAUCUCUCUCCCUAUCCACCUGUGGGUGAGAUCUUAAGCAAAGUGACUGAGGUGAGUGAUGUAUUGAAAAUCAAGACUGACCUGCUAGAAGAGGUGCAUGGCAUGGUCCUGGAUCACGAUGGGCAAAUCAAACACCUGCUGGAGUCAGCCCGACCUUCACCGCUUACUUCCAUUGAUCUGCUAGAAGAAUAUGUGGACAGCAGGCUUAACAACCUGCGCGUGGAGCUCCUGGAUGGCUUUGAGAAGAAGCUACUGAACAUCCAGAGCACGUGUGAUUUCCGAAUCAAGGAAGUGCAAUUGCAGUGUGAGGAAGAAAAAGCAGCCAAUCUCCGUCUUCAGCAGACAUUAGAUGGCAAAGAACUCGAGAUAAAAAAGGAGAUCUCUCAGCUGGAAACUCAGAUCCAAGGGCUAACAGUUGUAGAAAGCUGCUGUAGCAAUUUGAAUUACCUCACCAAACGGAUGGAUAUUUUAGAGAAGGGCCUACACAGCAUCUCUGAGUCUCAGAAGAACUUACACUCCAGGAUGGACAAUGACUUGUCCACUGUAACCUUGGGGAGCCUCUUUGAAGGACGCUUUGAAGAUUUUGAAGCCAGGCUGAAUAUCACUGAAAGGGAAACAGGAAGUUGUUGUUCCAUGGUAGAGGAUAGCAUGAGAGGUCUCCUGGGGUCAGAGCUGGAUGGCACAAGGAUCUUGUUUGAGGACAAAAUGAGAAUCUUGGAAGAGAGAUUCAUGAACAUAAUAGGAGAUGUGAAUAACAUCAGUUCCACAGUGGGAAUAGAUGGAGCUGUGUUGCCCCUCUUAGAAGGUGAGCUGGCUACCAUAAAAAAGGCAACAGAUGAGAAAAUGGAAGUAAUACAGAGCAGGCUGACCACCUUGGAGAGCACAUGCUUGCUGGGAUGCACAUCCACUUCCAAAGAUGUAGAGAUCUUUCGUACAGAGAUUGAAGACUGCCAAAGCAAGAACCAGGAUUUACAGCUCAGGAUGGAUAGUAAUUCUGACCUACUACGGAAACUCAAUGCUACUAUCUUGGAGAUUCAGAGGCGAAUUGAGGAAGAAGCAACAGCGUCCUUGCAAGGUGAGAUCACCUUGCUUAAAAUCAACCUGAACACCAUGAGUAAGUCUCUAACUGGGCUGAAGGAUUCCGUUUCCCAGUACUCUGACACAGUGCUGCAUGUUAAUUCAUCUCUGGAUGAGCGUGAGCGCAAGAUAGAAGACGAGGUACACUCCAUCCAAGACAAGAUCAGUGACCAAGGCUCCCAGCUUUUGUUCAGUAACAAGCGAGUCCUCAACCUAAAAGGAGACCUUGAAAGGCUCAAGUCCAGAAUCACCAGUGACUUGAGCAACUGCAGAAGUGCGGCUCUCAACCUUCAGAAGGAAGUGCUUCAGUUUGAUGACCGAGUGGCUCAGGUGGAGGACAUGUGUGGCAGACUAGGCACUAUGACUGGAAGCCUGGACCACAUCAAAAGUGAGCUGGAGAAUAAUGCAGGAAGUAUGUGGAGCUACAUGGACCAUAUGAAUGAAACCUUAUCUGCCCACUCUCAGGAAUUAACUGUACUCAAGGACAACUUGUUGGAUUGCCAGGCUAAAGUCACAGAAUUAGCUGAAGAUGUCAGCCUCUUAGAAAGCAAGUUGCAAGGCAACCAGCACUAGUAUAACAAACCCAAAGUGCAAAUAACUUAUACCAUGCAGACACCAACUGAUGAUACCAGGAUUUUGUUUGAGUUUUCUUUUGGAGGGGCAUGGGGAGGCUACUAAACGUUAAAAGCUGCUAUAAUCCCUUCUUUCAUUUCUUUCCUAUGAAUGACAUUUUUUACUACAGCUUAAGCUGUACAUUUGCCAUUACUGUAAUCUCUGUGGACAUUUAGCAGCUGUACUUAUGUAGCAAAGUGCCUUCCCAGAGAUGGGGUCAUGUUUGGGUUACAUUUCCAAUAUAUGGCACAGUUCAGGAAGAAAUUGGAGACAGACGUGUCUAAUGGAUUCUUUGCUUUGGGAAUAAUUAAAUAUCUGCUAUUUAAGAGCUAAGACAGAAGAAAAAAACCCAAUUCCUGCCAAAUAUAUCCAAGUACUGGAAGUAAAGGUCUGAUCCAGGGACCAUUUAAAGCAAUACUGUUACCUAGGAGGAGACUCUGAUUUUUCAACUAAGACAUAUUUUCUCUUCCUUUUUGUACAAGUGUACGAAAGUGGGAGGGGAAUUCUUCAUGGCAGCACUGACUGGUACAAAGAUAUGGGACAUUUAUGCAGGAUUCAACAGGUAUUGUAUGUCUGCAUUCAAUAAGAGAACAUGGCACAGCACACAAUAAUAUUUCUGACUGCAAUUCUUGUUGCAAAGUUCAGGCUGAAUUUCAACCCCCUGGCAAUCUCAAACACUGUGUGCCAUCUGUUGUUUGCAUGAAUGAAGUGAGGAGAGUAGUUUUGGAUCCAUUGGCAUCUUAGAUGGAUUACUGCAACCCCAGGGACCAGAGGAAGAGGAGGCACGCACUUCUAAUUCCAUGCUAGCUGUAGCACUACUCCAUUAUUGCUUCCUGUCCUUAUACAAAAGAGGAUGGAAGGAGAUUACCAGGUCUUUUUUUCCAACUGAACCCAAAAUGUUUCAAAAUGGGAUUGCUCUUAGGGUCACUCUUGAACAUCUAAUGACAGUUCUAUUUAUUUGGAAUGUAUUUAGUUUGAUAUAUACCCUUCCCUGCACUGGAAUGAUUCACAAGACAGCUAACAAGCAAUAUCCUAGAGCUUGUUGUGUUAUGGGUGCUAGUUGUUACUUUUGUUAACAGUAACACAAUACUCUUUACUUUAUGAGUAGCAGUUCAGUAAUGUAUUACUAGGGCUAAAUGUUCUUUUAAAAAGAAACCAGAAAAAUAGCUCCCCAUAAUCCCAAAUCUAUAAUUUGAAAAUUAAAAAUUAUACUUUUAAAAGGAACAUCACAAAUUAUUAUAUUACUUCAGUAAAAAUAGUGUUAUUAUUGCUCCCCUUUAUUACUAUUAAUAACAUAUUACUAGUAAUAUUGUUAAAUGCAUUGUGUCAAGGCUGUGGGGAGAGGAAGCAAUAUAUAAGGGGAAAAUACUUGCAAAAAGUCCUUAUAGGUACAGUAUGUAUGAAAAUGUACACAAAAUGAUUAAGAAAUUAGGUACAAACCUAUGCAGAAAUGAGACUGAAUUAACUGGUGACUGGAAAAAUGUGAAACUGGAAGUUGGAAUAUGUAAAACUGAGAGAAAUCAGAAUUGCCAGAUUUGUCUCUGCGUGCAAAUUAUUGUGUGAAUAGAGUAGGCCCCCUUCACUUAAGCAAUUAUUUUACCUGUUCUAGCUGUAUCCUAGGAAUAGACUGCCUUGGAAGGUGGUGGACUCACAUUGUUUGAAGGUUUUUAAAGAGGUUGGAUAGGCAUCUUUGAGGAAUGUAGUAGUUGUGUGUUCCCGUGUGGAGGAGAGGUCCCCUCCAUGAUUCCGUGAAUCCUAGGGUUUAUUGAGGCACAAGAGGUCUCUGACUAAAAAUUCUAAAUACCUCUCUCUAAAUAGCAAAUCCCAGGAUUCCAUAGGAUAGAGACAUAUUUUCUAAAGUGGAAUCAUAGUAACAUAUUUGUGUAGUGUGAAAGUGCUCUAGGACUAACACUGGUUGUUCAAGAGUGCCCCAGGCCAAUGGCAGCCAGCAGUUCCCAUGGGAGUGGGCCAGUAAAGUCAUUCUGUAAUGUUUAUAGGAGCUGUCCAGGGUUCUGAUCUGAUUUUGAAGUAGAUUGCAGCACUAUGGAUACUUUCUUAAAGUCUGAACUAGGCUGAGAGGAUUCACAACUCUGCUGACAUGGAAGCCACUAGUUGCCAUUGCCCCGAAGAAAGAAAAAACUCAGCUCAAAACACAUUGGGUUCAACUGAAAUGUUCUCAUGUGCACGAAAAGGUUUCCUUUCUUCUUUUGUCCCAUGACUGGUGUCUUCCUUGCUUCCUAUUUUUUCUCUGUUUCUCCUAAUACAUUACACUCACCAUGUGAAAGCAAUAUUAAAUUCUUGGGUAUGAAAGCUGUUAUCACAAGGUGUGGAGAAAUGCUCCAGUUGUAUAGUGAACUACAGGACCUAUAUGGCUAACUAACAGCCAUUUCUUUGAACAAAAUGAAUUGGCCACCAUUUGGCAGCCAAGAGGUAUAGAACAGCCUUAGCAGGAUUUAGUAGAAGCUACCAACACGAGAAUGCGAAAACUCCAUUAUUUCCUUUUUUCUUUUGGUAAGAGCUUUGCAAAAUUCACUUUUUCCCCCUACUAUAAAUGUGAUGGCAAGAACUCAAAAUUAUUUAAAAGGGGGGGGGGGGAGGAGUAUUGAACAUGAAAGAAAAUGAAACUGGCAGAUUAUUCAGUCUGGGCAGAUGGCUUUGAGUGCUCAACUCUUAAAAUUCUAAGUUGCAAUCCAUGUGUGUUCAUCCAUGUUCAUGCGUCUGAAUUAAGGUUCCCACUUCUCUUUUCCCAAGAGACUGUCAAGCUUUAACAGGAAUUGGAUGCAGUAAUAGCUGUACCUUUUGAAUUUGACCAGUACAAAGUCACCAUGGCUGGCUUCUAGGGGUUCAUUUACACUACACAAUUGUAGAGCUAUCUUGCAAUUUAACUGCCAUGCCUAUCACCUGUGGAAU